AUGAGGAUGAAGGUUCUACUACGUGUUCAUGAAGUGUGGGACACAAUCGAACCUGGUUCAGACGAUCAAAAGAAGAACGAUGUUGCGAUAGCUCUUUUGUUUCAAUCUGUUCCCGAAACAUUGAUUCUCCAGGUGGGAGAACAAACCGCAUCAAAAGAGAUCUGGAACGCCAUCAAGUCGCAACACCUAGGAGCUGAUCGUGUAAGGGAGGCGAGACUUCAGACGUUGAUGACAGAGUUUGACAGGUUGAAGAUGGAUGAUUCAGAUACGGUCGAUGACUUCGCGGGGAAGAUAUCGGGCCUAUCAUCCAAAGCAACCUCAGGAAGAGGACGGAACGGUAGAGGCAGAGGUCGAGGAAGGUCACACAACCAAAACCGUGCGUCACACACCGAAGAUAACAACUCGGAAAAGAAUCGCUCAAAGCUGAUAUGUUGGAGAUGUGACAAGCCUGGUCACUACGCAACUGUCUCUCCCGAGAAGUCAGAGAAGGAUCAAGAAACCAACCUAAACGAGACAGAAGAGGCCGAUGCACUCUAUGUACACGAGGUGGUGUUUUUGAACGAAGAUAAGGUGAUUCCGAAGAAUCUUGAUAUCAACAAAGGCGAUGCAAGUGUCUGGUAUUUGGAUAAUGGAGCGAGCAAUCACAUGACAGGGAAUAAGGAGUUCUUUUCGAGUUUGAAUCUCAACACCAAAGGGAAGCAGACGCAUGUCUAG
This is a messenger RNA of Brassica rapa (field mustard), 714 nucleotides long. RefSeq lists its product as uncharacterized. Gene Ontology annotation, molecular function: nucleic acid binding; zinc ion binding. The record is from RefSeq and is a predicted model, not a curated record. Lineage: Eukaryota; Viridiplantae; Streptophyta; Magnoliopsida; Brassicales; Brassicaceae.